Messenger RNA from Meira miltonrushii, 1563 nucleotides. Its product is annotated as DUF803-domain-containing protein. Gene Ontology annotation, biological process: magnesium ion transport. Gene Ontology annotation, cellular component: membrane. Bases 1 to 1563 code for a protein of 520 amino acids. The transcript has a single exon. Gene Ontology annotation, molecular function: magnesium ion transmembrane transporter activity. The record is from RefSeq and is a predicted model, not a curated record. NCBI's taxonomy places the organism in Eukaryota, Fungi, Basidiomycota, Exobasidiomycetes, Exobasidiales, Brachybasidiaceae.
AUGACUUCAGGCCGUAACAGUUUGAUUGGAGUGGCAAUCUCUUUGGCCGGAAAUGUGUUAAUCUCUUUGGCGCUCAAUUGUCAAAAAUUGGCGCAUACAAGGAUGCAAAGGGAAGCACAAGGAUUGGACCCAAACUUUUUAUCAGAUGAAGAAGAAGAAAGCGAAUCACAGCCUCUUCAGAAGAGUUCUCGCUCUCCAUCUUCAUCAGGAAGAGGACAAGAUGUUGGUUAUGGCAGUACAUCCUCCCUUCCAAAGCCAACAAAUGCAAACAAUUCACCGCCAAAAAGUCGACAAAUGUCACGAUCAUCCUCUGUAUCAGCGGGCAGCGGAAAAAGGAAAAGCACAUCUGAAUCAGACGGGGAAAACAACGAACCAAACAGAAAGGAGGUAAAUACUGAAUUUUUACGCAGCAGACUUUGGUGGUUAGGACUUGGGUUGAUGAGUUUAGGUGAAUUUGGCAACUUUUUAUCGUAUGCUUAUGCGCCUGCUUCAUUGGUCGCUCCUUUGGGAGCUGUUGCUUUGUUGUCAAAUGUGAUCAUCGCUCCAAUCCUUCUUAAGGAACGUUUUCGACCUAGCGAUCUUGGAGGAAUUCUUUUGGCAAUCAUUGGUGCGGUAACGGUCGUUUUCAGUUCAAAACAAAGUGAUGCAACUUUGAAUCCCGAUGAAUUACUAAAAGCAGUCUUGCGACCCGAAUUCUUGGCUUAUACUGGAAUUGUCAUCGUCUUUGUGAUAGCACUCGCUUACGUCAGUUCGACAUCACUUGGGGAUCGGUAUAUCCUCUUGGAUCUUGGUGUUUGUGCACUUUUGGGCGGAUUCACCGUUUUGUCCACCAAAGGUCUUUCUUCGUUACUCUCUUUGGGUAAGCCAUGGCAACUUGUUAAAGUUCCAAUUACAUACGGUCUCUUGAUCGUUUUGAUCGGUACAGCACUUGCUCAGAUCACAUACCUCAAUCGAGCUUUGCAAAGGUUCGAUUCAAGGGAAGUUAUUCCAACACAAUUUGUUAUGUUUACAAUUUCCGCUAUCGUUGGAUCGGCAAUCUUGUAUCGAGAAUUCGACAACAUGGAAGCACAUCGACUUAUCAAUUUCUUCUUUGGUUGUCUGACCACUUUUGCAGGGGUCUACAUUCUUACAAGGGCGAAGAAUGAGGAAGGAAAUGGACAUGAAUCAGAUGAAGAAGCCUUGGAAGACGAAGAGGAAGGAGAAGUCGAUGUACGAGAAGACAGUGCAUCUCGUCGUACAAGCUCUGACGCAUUUACAAAACCUGUUGCCGUUCCAAGAACACAUCCAGCUGCAGCGAACAAUGCUAGACGUGGAAAGAGGCGAUUACGCUCCAAACGUUCCAUCGUUGGCUUUUCAGCAGGUUCUGUUCCCACUGUUGCCAUUCAUCGUGCACCCAAUGCUUUCCUUUCUACAAGUUUACAAGAAACAGGUAGCGUUCCUGUCGCUAUUGCACGCCGAUCAAUCUUCAACCCUGCUUUCACGAUCGCAUAUCUGGAUCAAAGUUUGCCUUCAACUCCUAGAAGGAUAAGACCAUCUGGACCAGCAAGCGAAAGACCAACUUAA